AUGCAGGUGACUGCUCUGGACACACUCACUGGCACGGUUGCACGCUCACACCCAGACUGCAGAGACGGAUGGCUAGAAGCCAGAUUGCAUCCUGUGGUCCUGACCGCACUACAGCGUGUGGAGGGGAAGCCUGAUUGCCUGAGGCUUCACUGGGAAGAGAGCGGCUAUUUUGCCCCAUCAAAGACAGAGGUGACGACCAAAAACAUCCUGCAGAUGCAGAUCGAACUUCACUCAGCUGAGCAGGGUCAGAUCCUAAUCCAGAACAGGACCGUGUCCGACUUCUCCUUUCUGGUGUGUGACCUCGUCCCCAACCGCGUACGCUACUCGGCCCGCGUGCGGUGCCGUCUUGACCUCGGUCAGGGCCAUUGGAGUACAUGGAGCAACCAACUCAUCAACAGUACUGCAGAGGACGUUCCGUCCACCUCUCCUCUGGUCUGGAGCUUCAUGGAGGCCGAACGUGUUACUCUACUGUGGAAGGCUCCAUCGCGGCCUAAUGGGCGGAUAAUGAACUACAGUGUGGCGUGCCAGGAUCUCCACAGCAGCAAGCUGGACCAUAGCAACAACAAAGAUGCUGAUGCUGAUGGUGAUGGUGAUGGUGAGGGUGAUGGACGCGUCAGCGGUUGUGCUUCGAUGGGCCAACGGUGUCUUGGGUCGGCACGGCAACAGCUGCAGCUGUCUUGCCCGAUGUCCUUACCCUCCGCAAACACACACGGCGGCCGCCCGGGUGAAUGUGUGUGCUCCGUACGAGCUUCCAACUCGGCCGGGGCGUCACCAAGUGGAUAUGUCAUCGUGGGAUCAAAAGGCUCCAGAGGACCGCCCCUGUCCUCCCUGCACUUCACCCCACUCGGGGAUCACCAACUGGGGCUGCGCUGGAGCCUUGGCCUGGGUGGAGGUCCAGUGGAGGGGGAGGGGGAGGAGGUGCAGGGCUUUAUAGUCCAGUGGUCAUCGGAGUACCCUACCACACCAGAGAGCCUGUACUGGGACUGGGUGAAUGGAUCAUCCAGGGACUACGUCAUCAGAGAGGGUCUGGAGCCCGAGGCUCCAUGCAAUGUGUCCGUCCGCGCCCUCUACCGCCUCGACCAAUCACCGGCCCCCAUCUACAGAGGCGUCGGCCAACGGGAAGGGUCGAUCAUAUCCAUCAGCCAACCAGGUCCUGCCAUUUACAGAGCUGCCUUUACUCGGCAAGGAGCGCCCUCUGCUGGUCCUGAACUGGAAUCAGAAGGUGCCGUUCCUGACAGCCUGACCCUGAGAUGGAGGCCCCUCCCCCUCAAGCAGCUGCGGGGCUUCCUGAUUGGAUACUCGUUAGUGUACGCCAGUGACAACGGAGACAGACACCGGGAACCGGUCUUGGGGAACCGGACGUCGAUUACUCUCCGAGGACUAAAGGGGAUCUACAACAUGUGUAUAGAGGCCAGGACACAAGGGGGCGCUACACUGGGCCCAUGCAUGACUUUUCACAUGUCAGGAGAGUCGGCGGCCUUCUCCGUGGUGAUUGGCUGGACCAUUACAGCGUUGGGGGUGCUGAUUGCCCUGCUCGUACUGACCUUUGCACUCAGAGCAAGGCUCCACAGGUCUCUUGGUCUGGCCAUCCCCAACCCCUCCAGGUCCAGCGUCUCCUCAUGGCCCUCCCCACACCUCUGGCAGAACGGUCUAGUUUUCCAUCAACCUGAAGAGCUCCUCCACUCCCUAAACCUGUCCCUCCCUCUUGGCCAAUCAAAUCGCGAGUUCAACACCCUCCACCAACCACAUUGCGAGUUCAUCGCCCUCCACCAAUCAAAACGCGAGUUCAACGCCCUCAGACCCGCCCAGCUGUUCCCUCUGAACCAAUUACAAGCUCAAUGGACGCCAUUCCACCAAUCACAUUGCGAGUUCAACUUCAACGCCCUUAGACCCGCCCAGCUGUUCCCUGUGCACCAUGGCAGACAUGGACGUUCUGAAGCUCAACAGAGGCAAUUCGACAAAUCACAGCUCAAGACGCUCAAUGCCCUCGACCAACCAGAAGCCUGCAGAAGGCCGUCCAGCCAAUGGGAGAGGGAGUUCAGUCCCGUCGUGCUCAGAUACGCCCAGAUAUUGCCCAGCCAAUCAGAAUCCGACCUCACCUCCACCUCCGGUGACGACGGAACGCCUCUCGUCCAAUCAGAGGAGUGCUACAAGCCUCUCGUCCAAUCGGAGGAGUGCUACAAGCCUCUCGUCCAAUCGGAGGAGGACUACAAGCAGCUGAACCAAUCAGGAAGCAGAGUGACACUUGCUGCUCACUGCCUUUUCCAACCAGCUCUGAGGAGAGCAGACGGUUCUCCAGUGAGAUCACCCGGUCACAUCACCCGGACUCACAACAACCAAUCAGAGAAGGACCUGCAAUCUCCCAGCCUAUCCCAGUCGAGGACACAGACACCGACCAGCCAGUCAGAUUGCAGAGCCGCGUCUUGCUCUCUGGCAUGCGGCCAACCGGACGCUGACUUUUCUGCACGCCUACGUCUCCACCAGUGAUGCGCGGGCUGACCCGAAAGCAGCGGGCGCUUGCAAUUAACUGCGGUCGACCGCAGGCACGGGUUAUGAAAUAUUAUUUUUAAUGAAAUUCGGGUCGGGUGCGGUCGGUCAGGACCUUUGAAAUGAUGCCGAAUUUUAAAGUAGGCUAUAGGCUAGCCAAUAGGCUAUAGUUUACUUUAGCAGACAGGGACAUUUUUUGCGAAAUAGAUCAAAGUUUAUAUGGCUGAAUAACUACGAUGGUGCCACGCGCUCUGCAGGAGACUUAAUGAGGCUCCUGCGUCGGCCGAAUAUCUUCUGCGCGCAACUGGUGCAGCAGGUGCAACCAUUGAGUGCAUUUUGAAGAACACAGAGGGUGCUCUCUAAACAGUGCAGUGAUGGAUAUAGCCUACAUAUUUUCUUAUACAAUUGUAAUGGUUUCGCGCUCAUGGGUUGCUUACAGAGUUUGUUUUCAUUUCCUG
Engraulis encrasicolus (European anchovy) is the source of this 2945-nucleotide messenger RNA. Its product is annotated as granulocyte colony-stimulating factor receptor. The coding region runs from base 1 to 2487 and encodes 828 amino acids. The record is from RefSeq and is a predicted model, not a curated record. The transcript is spliced from 18 exons. Gene Ontology annotation, molecular function: protein binding. Lineage: Eukaryota; Metazoa; Chordata; Actinopteri; Clupeiformes; Engraulidae.